AUGACCUAUAAGGGAACCCUAAAGUAUGUGAAUGUUCUCCAAGACAUUGUCGAGGGGUAUAACRAUCGAUAUCACUCUAGCAUCAAAACCAAACCUCGUUUAGUCAAUCGAGAAAACGAAGAUCACAUAUGGCAUGUGCUUUAUGAUCGUGAUUUAAUAGAUGGUAAGACGAAGUUUGCGUUCCAURUAGGAGAUAAGGUUAGGAUUUCUAAAGCGAGAAGAACGUUCGAUAAAGGCUACCUUCCUCAGUACACCGAUGAGAUUUUCACGAUUUCUAAACGUAUUGCUCGCACACCGCCUGUGUAUAAGUUAAAAGAAGCCAAUGGAGAUGAGAUCAUUGGUUCGUUUUACGAAUUUGAACUCGCAAAGGUUAUUAAGGAUGACGAUGUGUAUGAAAUAGACAAGAUCUUGAAAACGAGAGGGCGGGGUGCUAAGAAGGAAAUUCUUGUGUCUUGGAAAGGUUAUCCAGCGAGCUACGAUUCAUGGAUACUAGCAAAUCWAAUCGAGAACAAGAAAGUAUAA
Actinia tenebrosa (Australian red waratah sea anemone) is the source of this 522-nucleotide messenger RNA. RefSeq lists its product as uncharacterized. Gene Ontology annotation, molecular function: nucleic acid binding. Gene Ontology annotation, biological process: DNA integration. The record is from RefSeq and is a predicted model, not a curated record. Lineage: Eukaryota; Metazoa; Cnidaria; Anthozoa; Actiniaria; Actiniidae.